GGGUAAGUUUUUUCAUUUCUUUUUUGGGUUGGAGUCCCUUUUUUAUUUAUAGAAAAUCACCCUCCAACCAACCCUUGUGGAAUGGGAGCCCCAUCUCGAUUCUAAUCCUUUUUUUUUUUUUGAAUUUCUCCGACAUUUUCCAAGCAAGGACGCUCUAGGCCAAACCCACUGCAGCACAAUACUCCGUAUUUUACUUCACCGAUGACUCUUUUUCCUCGGUAUUUACCUGCCCAUCAUUCCCUUUUCUCGCCAGCACAUCGCUGAAUAUUCAUACAUUUUUCAGGUGAAAGUCCCAUUAUUAUUCACUCCGAUUCGUGCUGAGCAAAACCCAAAUCCAUUUCUGGGUUCUCUUCUAGACCCUGGUUUUUUUUUUUCCUUUUUUUUGGGGAUAAUUUAUUGUCCGCAUGAUUCCCUUAAAUUCUAUGCUUUCGUACUGGACUGUCCAUCAUACUUUUUGAAUCUUUUCUCGUUUUGUAGUUCUGUUUUGCUCGAAGGUUGGGUUUCAGAGGAAGGGUACGUCAUCAGAAGUUGCAGGAAUUCAACAUAUGUUCAUGCAUCAAUCAUGGAGAGUUGGUGUUAAGUUAAGAACCAGCCAUGAAAUACUUAAAACUCUUGAUGGGUCAUAAUUUGAUCCAUACAGUUGACAAAUAGUCGUGAUAUGGCUUUGAUUGUGUCUCUGGUAAAUAGCGUGUUCCUCCAGCAACAAUGACCUUUGAGCUGUAUGCAAUAAGUUUUCUGUGAUCAGCGCUCGCUUCAUUCCAUUCAUAGGCCAUUUCACCUGACCAAUUAAUUGCUACUUAGCUUGGUUCUGAUCUCAUUUGAUAGUUUGAGAUGGAUGACUCACGAAGUGUUCCACAGGAGUUAUCUCAGUCUACUGUGCCUAACUCCUCUAACAGUGAUUCUUUGCUUAACCAUUCUGACCUCCCAGCUGCUUGUGCUCUAUGCCAAAAAAUCCUUUUACCUGAUGAUGAAGGAACCGGGGAACUAGAACCUAUCAGCAUGUGUGGUGACUGUAAAUUUUUGUUUCUUGAAGAUCUGAGGUCCCCUGCUCAAGACUCUCAUUGGAGGAGGCCACCCAGAGUAAGAAGAACAAGGUACAGCAGUUCUGAGUCAAUAGAAAAUCUUUUCUCACAACAUUUCUCACAUAUGAUUAACCUUGUUCGGCAAAAUCAAUCCACUGUCUCUGGGCAUGAGGAUCAACUUGUUGAUGUAGAUCCUGGUGCAAGAUUACUGCAGCGCCCAAGUUCCCGUACUACCCCUAGUGGGUCUAGAAGGUGGCGACGGGUACCAUCUGAUACUGAAAGUGAUGGCUUUGAUAAUUUGGAUUCUCUUUAUGGAGAGAGUGAAUCAAAUAUCAGCUAUGGUGGUUACAGGCUAUUUAAUGGUGAGAGUGAUGCCAUUUCCUUUAGUGCUUAUGGAGGAGAUUCUGAUGCUUCAGUGGAUGGCCACAGUUUCCUGGAUACAGAAAUGUAUGUCCAACCAGAUGAUGGAAGCAAUCUGAAUAGUGAUACAGAUAUUGAUCCAAUGCAUGCAAGACUUAGUCAAUGGAACUCAGAUGAUCAAGAUGAAGAUGACGAUGAAGAAGAGGAGGAGGAUGAUGAAUGGGAAGAAGCUGAUCCUGAGGAAAAUGUAGUUGAAUCUGCAGAAGCAGAGGUGCAUCCUCGGAAUUUUUUCCCAUCGAGCUCAAAUGGAAACAAUGUCCUUGUGAAUAUGAGAAGACGAAUUCAUUCUCCUGAAUUUCUUGGUGCAAUCCCUUGGAGACUCAGGGAAGGUAGACAAACAUUUAUUUCUAACUUCUUUUCUAACUUGGAUGAAUCAGAGGUAUUGCCUUAUUUUGGCAACUCUGAGGACUACCUUGAUGCCAGAGGCUUUGAAGAAUUUCUGGAGCAUCUGGCUGAGACCGACAGCUCAAGACGAGGAGCACCUCCUGCAGCUGUGUCUUUUGUGAAUAGUCUGCCUCGUGUAGUCAUUAAUGAGGAACAUGAGAAGCGUGAUGGUUUGGUCUGUGCAAUCUGCAAGGAUGUUCUAUCUGUUGGCACUGAAGUGAACCAGCUUCCCUGCUUUCAUCUCUAUCACCCUUACUGCAUUCUGCCAUGGUUGACUGCACGAAACUCAUGCCCCCUUUGUCGGUAUGAGCUUCCAACUGAUGACAAAGAUUACGAGGAGGGAAAGCUGAAUGCUAGCAUCCACGAGAUCCCACAGCAAGAUUUAAGUGAUGACAGUUCCUCUGAUACCACUGAUGGAGCUGAAGCAGAUGACACCUGUGAAAUUAGUCCUGAAUGCAGAGAACUGGCAGAUGAGGUUCCAGUCAGAAAUGGCUCUGACCGAGAGGGUGGACGUGGGAGAUGGUUUUUUCUUGCUGCUGCUCCUAUUGCCGGUCUUGUUGGCAUGGCUCUUGUGUUGUGGUUACGCAUUCCGGUAACGGACAGAAGAGGGGCAAUAGGCCGUUCUAACAUCCAAGGCCAGACCCAACUCCACAGCUCUGGCUCUAGCCUACCUAACCAAAGGGAGAACAGGAGCAGGAGGUGGUGGUCCCUUUUCUAAGCAGUUGCCUAGUUUCCUGAUUGAUGCUGAUGGUUUCCAUAUCUGACCUAUCAUGUUUUUCGGCUUUGGCUUGAGGGUUUCUGUGCUUUAAACUUUGAGCAAGUGAAUUUGCAUUCAAACAACACACUGGUCUUAUGACUCAGUACGUUAUUAUUUGGUAUGUUAACCAGGUUCCUUCCCUAGAUCCCCUAGUUUUUUUGAUUCAGAUGAUUGAAGUAAAUGUGAUUUGAGCUUCAUAAA
Messenger RNA from Vitis vinifera (wine grape), 2784 nucleotides. RefSeq lists its product as uncharacterized. The transcript is spliced from 3 exons. Gene Ontology annotation, molecular function: ubiquitin protein ligase activity. Gene Ontology annotation, cellular component: cytoplasm. The coding region runs from base 832 to 2544 and encodes 570 amino acids. The record is from RefSeq and is a predicted model, not a curated record. NCBI's taxonomy places the organism in Eukaryota, Viridiplantae, Streptophyta, Magnoliopsida, Vitales, Vitaceae. Gene Ontology annotation, biological process: protein ubiquitination.